Brachypodium distachyon (stiff brome) is the source of this 1127-nucleotide messenger RNA. RefSeq lists its product as uncharacterized. The record is from RefSeq and is a predicted model, not a curated record. The transcript has a single exon. Bases 128 to 646 code for a protein of 172 amino acids. NCBI's taxonomy places the organism in Eukaryota, Viridiplantae, Streptophyta, Magnoliopsida, Poales, Poaceae.
ACCUCCCCUUCGCCGGUAUCGUGUCCUCGUUCACGCCCACCCCACCCCUACCCCCAUUCUCCCCGACCUCCGAUGCCGGAGCGCCGCAACGUCGCCGGAGAUCCGCCGUACUGGUGAUCCCCGACCGAUGCACCGCCUCCUGCUCUCCCGCCCCCCGAUGCCCACCCCCGUCCUCCACACCACGCCCGCCUCCCCCGCCGCCGACGGCGACCUCCUCGAGCUCGACGUCCUCUGGCCCGCCUCCUCGGCCCCCGGCCUCCUCGCCGCGCUCCCCAACGACGAGGCCAAGAAGAAGAAGAAGCGCUCCGGCGCGGGCGCGGGCGCGGGCGGCCCUGCUGCCGUCCGAUCCGCCGGCCGCGCCAUCCCGGAGAAGGCCGCUGCGGUGACCGUGCCGUCAGCGGCGGCGGCCACGGCGAGGUCGGCCCCGGUGCGCAUACCGUGCGAGGCGCGGAGGGGGAGGUGGGCCCACGCCGUGGGAGGCGGCGGCAGCGACGACGGGGACGCCAUGGUCCCGCCGCACGAGAUCGUCGCGCGGCGCGCGGCGGCACACAGCUCCGUGCUCGAGGGCGCCGGGAGGACGCUCAAGGGCCGCGACCUCCGCCGCGUCCGCAACGCCGUCCUGCGCCGCACCGGCUUCCUCGACUGAGAAGAGAGGAGGCGGACGGAGGCGAGUCGUCGCUUUCGCGAUUAAAGUUUUGACUUCUUCUGUUCAAUCUUUUCCCCCUUUCGUACGUCCGUUGAGUUUCCGGCUCUUCUUUUAUUUCGUUUAUUACCCAUGGGAAAGGGGAUGGACAUGGAAGAGGUGAGGUGAGGUGAGUGAGCGAGGAUUAUAACACGACAAUAACAGUUCUGUGUUCCAUCACACCUAUAUGGAAAUUUUGGCCAUUAUGAUUGUUCUAUCCGUAUGAUGUGUGUUUUGUUCAUGGGCUCAAAAUUUAGGUUUUGUCUUCGGUUCAAUGGAGGAAAAAUAUUUGUGUACGCGAGGUGAGAUGAUUUCCUUGAGAAUUAUGCUAAAGCGUUUUGGUCAGAGAAUUGGGUCAAAGAUGCAAAAUGAAAUUCUUUGGUUUGUUGGGUUUCGGAUCCCGGAGAUGGUGUUUAUCAGAAUUUUUGAAUUUGCUGUUCGUUCA